CAAAUACAAAAGUUGCUUUAAAAUGUUUAAAUAAUUCACAAAAUUUCCUUGAUGAGUUUAUAAAUGAGGUUAAAGCAUAUACAAAUCAAAAAAUAGAUAAUAUUCUUAAAAUUUAUGGAAUAUCCCAAAAUACAAAUACAAAAGAGUAUAUAAUGGUUCUUGAAUAUGCAGAAGGAGAUUUUAAUAGUUAUUUAAAGGAUAAGUGUGAAGAUUUUGAUUGGUAUAAUGGAUUAAGUAUGUUAACUAUUGCUAUUGAAGGUCUUAAUAAAAUUCAUCAAAAACAAAUGGUUCACCGUGAUUUUCAUAUUGGAAAUAUAUUAAUUAGAAAAUUACAUGGUUAUAAGAGCAUAUCUAGUGCAUGUAUUUCUGAUAUGGGAUUAUGUAGAAAAAUUAAUGAUAUUAACGAAACAAGUAUUUAUGGAGUUAUGCCUUAUGUGGCUCCUGAAGUGUUAAAAGGAAAUCCUUAUACUCAAGCAGCAGAUAUAUACAGCUUUGGUAUGAUUAUGUAUGUCAUAGCAACUGGAAAGCAACCUUUUGCUAAUUGUGCCCAUGAUGAGGUUCUAGCAUUAAAUAUAUGCAAUGGAAAUAGACCUGAAAUAAAUGACAAAAUUGCACCAAAAUGUUAUAUUGACUUAAUGAAAAAAUGUUGGGAUUCAAAUCCAGAUAAUAGACCAAAUUCAAUUGAAUUAAAAGAAUCUAUUGACCUAUUUUACAAUUCAUUAUAUCGAUUAAAUCAACAUUUUGAAAUAUCUAUUGAAAAGGAACAAUUAGUAGAUCGUGAAAUUGAAAAGCAAUUUAAUAAGACACAAGAAUAUAGAAAAGAAAAUUUUUUAUCAAUAAAAAAUAACCAAUUAACUUCUCAUACACAAGCUAUUUAUACAUCUCGAUUACUUAAUUCUUUUACAAAAGAUCUUCCAAAAUAUGAAGAUAAUUUUAAUAGUAAUACAGUAGAAAUUACUGAUUUUACAAAGUAA
Molecule: messenger RNA, 974 nt
Organism: Rhizophagus irregularis DAOM 181602=DAOM 197198
Lineage: Eukaryota; Fungi; Glomeromycota; Glomeromycetes; Glomerales; Glomeraceae
Source: RefSeq, a predicted model, not a curated record